UUGGACCCAUGUCCGAACCGUCCCCUGAACUCGGUGUUUGAUCCAGCGCUGGCUUCGGAACCGAGAGUUCUUGGAGAAAAAGUAGAAAUGUGUUUUGUUCUGAUUAUUAGCUACAGCCUGGUGGCGUCGAACCUCGGAAUUAAGGCGUUUGGACUUGACCAGAACCGAGCUUUUAUUCGGGGCGGGUCCGGGAAGAGAUGCGUGGUGUGGACCUGGUCCGGGCGUACGACCGGGUUCUGGAGCAGCAGAUCCUGGGUCGGGGGUCGUGCCGGGCUUGUCAGGACGAGGCAUUGAGGUCAGAGGUCGAGGGUCUCCUGGCAACCUCCGACCCCCGGGAGCUGCACGGCCUGGGCCUGGAGCCGCUGCGGCUGAUGGAGGAGGUUCUGGAGGCCGGGCGCGGCCCGGGUCUGCGCGGGCUGGCCCGGACCUUCGAGGUUCUGGAGCAGGCGGCGCUGAACCUGUACCUGGGCCCCUGGAGGGAGGAGUACCGGGUGAUCAAGAUGUACUCCGGUACCUUCACCCACUGUGUCGCUCCGGUACUUUCGGCGCCGCAGACCGAGGAAGUGUUCGGCCUGCUGGGGUACCGGCCCGGCCCGGCCCAGACCCGGUUGCUGCGCCUGCAGCCGGCUGGCAGCCCGGCGGCUCCACGGGACCUGCUGCGCCUGGCCUGCGCAUUCUUCCUGGCCCGCUGCGAGUGUCGCCUCCUGCUGGGCGCCCUGGGGAAGCAUGGCGGCGCCCGCUGGGAGCUCGGUGUAGUGCGGGAGCGGCGGCAAGGCCAGCGACUGCAGGUUGCCGUUGACAACGCUGAGCGGCUGCUGUCCGUCCCGGAGGACGCAGAGGGAGAGUUGGACCUGUACCGGGACGACAGCGCAGCGCCCCCUGGUGGCCAGGGCUGCAGCAACGGGCCGGUGGCGGCGCCCCGCAGCAGGAGGUUUGGUCCGGUCGUACCCAUGCCGUUGGAGGCAGACAGAGGGCGACCCCAUGACCUCUGUGGCUGUCUCCGUGCGCCUCCGCUCCAUCUCCAGCGCUGCCUGGACUGCGGUGUCCUCCAUGACAUCACUUGCAUCCACUUGACCGACUGCAACCUGCAGCGCCACCAGGUGGAGCCGGCGAGCAGUUCAGAGAUUGGGCCAGUGUCAAGGGAGGAGCGUCCCGGAGACGCCGUCCCCGAGGACACGGCCGCCUCUCAGCCAAUCAGCUACCACUGCGAGGCGGCCAGCGCCAACCCCCACCUGCUGUGCCUCACCUGCAGAGCCGUCCACGGCGCCGCCUGCGUGGAGGGCGGGCUGUGCCGCUCGGCCCACCAGACCCGCCGCCUGGGGACGUGUUCCUGCGGGAAGUCCUGCUGCGGGACGCCGCGCGUCCUGUGCCUCUACUGCGGCGACGAGUUCUGCAGAGACUGCUGGUACAAGAAUCCGCUGACCUGCGUCUGCGGACGCAGCUUCCACCUGUCCACCGACCUGUCCACCUCUGUCUGAGGACUUCCUGCUUUUUCAGCUCAAUGAGCCGAACCUCAGUGCCUGAGAAUGUUGCAAGUCCACCUGGCUGCAGCAAACAGGAAGACUGACCUUAUUUGGAAAUGGGAUCAUUGCACUCCAGAAGUGAAGGGGGCGCUAUUUUUCAUAUUAUCUGCAACCUCCCGUUUUUAUAUUCUAUUGAAAACUCCACCUUUACAAAGGAUUUUCACUCAGCAUCUAUUUGAACUUCUUCU
Molecule: messenger RNA, 1711 nt
Organism: Poeciliopsis prolifica (blackstripe livebearer)
Lineage: Eukaryota; Metazoa; Chordata; Actinopteri; Cyprinodontiformes; Poeciliidae
Gene: spata2l
Product: spermatogenesis associated 2-like
Exons: 4
Coding region: 198-1478 (426 amino acids)
Cellular component (GO): cytoplasm
Source: RefSeq, a predicted model, not a curated record